Molecule: messenger RNA, 2943 nt
Organism: Balaenoptera musculus (blue whale)
Lineage: Eukaryota; Metazoa; Chordata; Mammalia; Artiodactyla; Balaenopteridae
Gene: LHFPL4
Product: LHFPL tetraspan subfamily member 4
Exons: 4
Coding region: 233-976 (247 amino acids)
Biological process (GO): sensory perception of sound; gamma-aminobutyric acid receptor clustering
Cellular component (GO): inhibitory synapse; postsynaptic membrane; plasma membrane
Molecular function (GO): GABA receptor binding
Source: RefSeq, a predicted model, not a curated record
CGCCUCCGCGCGGGAGCGCGCCCCGGGGAGAGCCCGAGCAAGAUGGAGGCCGCGCCGAGGCCGCCGCCUGGGCCCGGGAAGCCGCCGCUCGGAGCGCCGAGCCGCGGCGCCUAGGCCGUGCCAGUCCCGGACCCACUGCUCCGGACCGGGCCCAGCUCCCGCCCGGCAGCCCGGCGGUCGGUCCCGGGCCGGCGGCCCCCGCAAGCCGCCGCCGGCCCCGCCCCCGGGCACCAUGCUGCCCUCGCAGGAGGCCUCCAAGCUCUACCACGAGCACUACAUGCGGAAUUCGCGGGCCAUCGGUGUGCUAUGGGCCAUCUUCACCAUCUGCUUCGCCAUCAUCAACGUGGUGGUCUUCAUCCAGCCCUACUGGGUGGGCGACAGCGUGAGCACCCCCAAGCCUGGCUACUUCGGCCUCUUCCACUACUGUGUGGGCAGCGGGCUGGCGGGCCGCGAGCUCACCUGCCGCGGCUCGUUCACCGACUUCAGCACUAUCCCGUCCGGCGCCUUCAAGGCGGCCGCCUUCUUCGUGCUGCUCUCCAUGGUGCUGAUCCUCGGCUGCAUCACCUGCUUUGCUCUUUUCUUCUUCUGCAACACGGCCACGGUCUACAAGAUCUGCGCCUGGAUGCAGCUCUUGGCAGCUCUGUGCCUUGUGCUGGGCUGCAUGAUCUUCCCCGACGGCUGGGACGCCGAGACGAUCCGGGACAUGUGCGGGGCCAAGACUGGGAAGUACUCCCUGGGGGACUGUUCGGUGCGCUGGGCAUACAUCCUGGCCAUCAUCGGCAUCCUCAACGCCCUCAUCCUCUCCUUCCUUGCCUUCGUGCUGGGCAACCGGCAAACGGACCUGCUGCAGGAGGAGCUCAAGCAGGAGAACAAAGAUUUUGUGGGCUCUACAGUAAGCUCUGUGUUGCGGCCAGGGGGUGAUGUCUCUGGAUGGGGAGUCCUCCCCUGUCCCGUCGCUCACUCACAGGGACCCUGAAGGCCGGGAUCACAGCCCAGGAAUUGACCUGCCCUCAGCUUGUCCUGUCUCCUGCCCUCUCAUCCCUCCAUUCACGCUCUGAGGGAAGACCCCGAUCUUGGACUGACCUCACCUGCUACCUGCCUGCGAGCUCCGGGCUUUGAAGAGAGGCUGGGGCUGGGAUGCAGCCUGAGGGAGGGGAGAGGCCCUGCAGAGCCUGGGAGGGUCUGGGUCUGCACCUCCCUCAACUGACCUAAGGGAGACAGCCCCCAGUCCCUGGCCUCCUCUUCCCCUCCAGCCUGGCCAGGGCCCUGCAGAGCCUUCAGGGGAAGGAGAUGCCGUGGCUCCCCCACCAGGCUCCCUCAGUCUGGAGGGCUGCUGCCUGGCUCUGUCCUCGCCUCCUCUGGUCCCCGCCUCCUGCAGAAACUUAUCCAAGACACUGCUCCAGGGCAGCACACUGGACUCUUUCCUAUCUUUUUUGUUUGGCCGAUGAUGGUUCCAUCAUCUCGUCACAGAGCUCCAGGACCCACCGGCCUCCCUGGGGCCUCUCUGCUCCUGCUCCAGCCUGGUCCCAGCUCUCCCAAAGGAGUCUGAGCUGCACCGAGGGAGAAAGCACAGGGCCUUCUGGUCAGAUGCUGGCUGGGGCCCUGUCCAUGCGGACUCUGAGCCAAGACAGGCAGGCUCUGGAGGCAGCGCUUGGACUCCUGUCUUGAUGGCGCUUGGCCUCUGCAGCUGGGGCUGGAAGUAGCUCUGGGGCUGGCCUGGCCUCCUCCCUGCUCGGAUGGCUCACCAGUGACUGGACCCUUGACCCCGGCCUGUUUUGUACAGCAUAGACUUCUUGGCCCUGUUGUCAGGGUUGGGGAGAGGCGCCCAUGAGUAGGGAAUUAGGGGAUGCGUCGCCCCUCUGCCCCUUCUCGUGCUGUCCCCCCACCCCCUUCUGCCAAGGGCAGAGACUGUCUUGCCUCUUUGAUACUUUUCUGCAUAACUUGAACUUGCAGGUCACCUCUGAACAGGGUACCCCCUGUCCCCAUCCCCAGGCCUCGUAACCCUCUCCCCACCUCUUCCUCCUCCCUGCCCACCUCUCGCCUUGCGGUUUGCCCAGGGUCUGCAACCUGGUGGGCACGCUUGGAGCCGAGGCAUGAGUGUGUGUGUGUGUGUGUGCGCGUGUAGGUGUGUGGGGGGCAGAUGAAGAGUCUUCUCUCCCCCUCUCCUCCCACCGUGGGGACAUCUCCCCCUCCUGCAGGGAGCACAGGAAGGAGACUGCAGGUGUUUCUGACCUCCCCUCACUGCCUUGGGGACCCGGUGGUAGAGCCAUCUGGCUUGGGGCUUGGACAGCCCCUUCCAGCCCCCAUUUUGGCGGCCGGUUGGCUUCAUCUCGUGUGCCUACUUCUGUCUCCAGGCACUGGCUGCCUGGCCUAUUGUGGAGGGGGGGCAUGAGGCCCCUGCAGGCUCAGUGGGGAAGCGUGUGGUCUCCAUGUCAUGUCGGCCUCAGCCCGAGGGAGGAAAGCAGCGAGUGCCAUGUAUUUGCAGCCUUGUGUUCAUUUCCAUGGGACCUGGACCUGACAGAGUUUCCAAGACAGACCCUAGAAAUCCUCUGCCUGAGUCCCCCAUCUGGAGUCACAUGCUGGGGCCUGGGAGGGUUCCUGAAACCUGGAACUUACUAAGUCCUGCCCCCCGCCCUCUGUACUCCCUCCUCCUGGGCAGAUACCUGCCCCUUGUGCUCUGGUCCCUGCACUGUGCUCCCCUCUCCCCUGCUCCCACCAGGGUCCCGUGCUGAGUGGGAGGGUGAGGGGAGCCUCGUGAAGGUGGGGAGUGGGGUGGCAGAAGUGAGUUCCUCCAAGAUCCAAACCAAAGCCCAAUGUUGGAGGGCAUCAGGGGGAGGGACCAGGAGCAAGGGAUUAGAAAUGGGAGGAAGGUGACUUCCCUGGCGGGCCAGUGGUUAAGACUCCGCGCUUCCAAUGCAGGGGGUGCGGGUUCCAUCCCUGGUC